Messenger RNA from Vicia villosa (hairy vetch), 1023 nucleotides. Its product is annotated as agamous-like MADS-box protein MADS3. Gene Ontology annotation, molecular function: protein dimerization activity; DNA-binding transcription factor activity, RNA polymerase II-specific; RNA polymerase II cis-regulatory region sequence-specific DNA binding. The record is from RefSeq and is a predicted model, not a curated record. Lineage: Eukaryota; Viridiplantae; Streptophyta; Magnoliopsida; Fabales; Fabaceae. Gene Ontology annotation, cellular component: nucleus. Bases 51 to 815 code for a protein of 254 amino acids. The transcript is spliced from 8 exons. Gene Ontology annotation, biological process: positive regulation of transcription by RNA polymerase II.
AUACCAUACACAAAGUUCUAGAGUUAUUAUAUUUUGCAGAGAGAAGAAAAAUGGGUAGAGGGAGAGUUGAGCUGAAGAGGAUAGAAAACAAGAUCAACCGUCAAGUUACUUUCUCCAAAAGAAGAAAUGGCUUACUCAAGAAAGCCUAUGAACUCUCAGUUCUAUGUGAUGCUGAAAUCGCUCUUAUCAUUUUCUCAAGCCGUGGAAAACUCUCUGAGUUUGGAAGCUCACCUUCUGGCAUUGGAAAAACUCUGGAAAGAUACCAGAAGUGUUCUUUUACUUGUCAAAAUGAUAAUGAUAAUGUUAAUGAACAUGAAACUCAGAAUUGGUACCAAGAGAUGUCAAAGCUAAAGGCAAAGUAUGAGUCUCUUCAAAAGGCACAAAGGCAACUGCUAGGGGAAGAUCUUGGACCACUAAACAUAAAAGAGCUACAAAACCUUGAGAAACAGCUUGAAGCAGCUUUAGCACAAGCUAGGCACAGGAAGACACAAAUUAUGAUUGAACAAAUGGAAGAGCUUAGGAAAAAGGAACUCCGUCUUGGAGACAUAAAUAAGCAACUAAGGUUCAAGCUUGAAUCAGAUGGAUUUAAUCUUAAAGCUAUUGAAAGUUUGUGGAGCUCUAGUAAUUCUGCUGCUAAUGCUGCUGGAGGAGGCAACUAUCUUUUUCAGGCUUCUGAAACCAAUCACAUGGAUUGCCAACCUGAACCUUUCUUGCAAAUAGGGUACCAACACUAUGGUCAUGCUGAACCAUCAAGUGCUCCAAAGAGCAUGGUUGGAGAGAAUAGCUUUAUCCAAGGACAAGGAUGGAUCCUUUGAUUCUAUGACUUAAUAGAGUAUAUAUGUUUAUUACCUUAUUGUUUAUAGACAUUUUAGAUUCCAGUUUUUUCUCUUCUGCCAUAGACAAAAUGUAUCUUAAUUAUGUGUUGGAAGUUUGCAGAUGCAUUUUCUGUAAUGGGAUACAGAUAUAGACCUUGAUAUAUCUCUUUGAAGCAAUGGACUAUUGUAUGAAAUUGAAUGAACCAUA